Messenger RNA from Linum trigynum, 2013 nucleotides. The record is from the annotation of a GenBank genome assembly. Lineage: Eukaryota; Viridiplantae; Streptophyta; Magnoliopsida; Malpighiales; Linaceae.
AUGGCGACAGCAACAAUGGCGACGGCAGCCGGUGUGGCAGCCCUUCUGUACUACACUUUGAACCGUAAACUAGAGACGGGCGAAUCACCCCAUGAUGAUGAUGAAAAUGAUAGUGGCAGUGAGGUGACAGCAACUAGGAUGCAGUUGGGGAUCAAUCGCGUCUCUAGUAGAUUGAUUCAAGCUCCUGGUACAUGGUUAGAGACAAUCUCUACUCUGUCUGAGACUCUCAGAUUCACUUACUCCGAAACCCUUGGGAAGUGGCCGAUUGCUGACUUGGCAUUUGGGAUUAACUUCCUAUUGAAGAGGCAGGGGAACUUACUUGUUGCUGAGGUAUUUGGCAGUAAAGAUAGUAUGCAGCUAGAGGGACCAGAAAUAGCUGCAGAACUAAAGUACCUCUUACACUUGUUAACCUUGUGUUGGCAUUUCUCAAAAAAACCUUUUCCUUUAUUUCUGGAGGAGACUGGAUUCAGUGUGGAAAAUGUUCUUCUUCAAGAGCCCAAAGCAGGAAUAUUGAAGCCCGCAUUUACAGUCUUAGUUGAUCACCCGACGAAACAGUUUCUGCUAUUGAUACGAGGGACGCAUAGUGUCAAAGAUACGUUGACAGCUGCAACUGGAGCUGUGGUGCCAUUUCAUCACACUGUCGUCCAUGAGGGAGGAGUGAGCAACUUGGUUUUAGGUUAUGCUCAUGGCGGGAUGGUUGCUGCUGCUCGAUGGAUUUCAAAGCUAGCAAUUCCUUGUCUCAAGGAUGCUCUUUCCCAGUAUCCUGACUAUAAGCUCAAGAUUGUAGGGCAUUCGUUGGGUGGAGGAACUGCAGCACUUUUGACCUAUGUAAUGCGGGAACAGCAUGAGUUCUUAACAACUACCUGUGUUACGUUUGCUCCAGCUGCUUGUAUGACGUGGGAAUUGGCUGAAUCUGGCAAUGAUUUCAUCACUUCUGUUAUAAAUGGAGCUGACUUAGUUCCUACAUUUUCCGCUGCUUCUGUGGAUGAUCUUCGUGCAGAGGUCACAGCUUCAGCAUGGCUGAAUGAUUUGAGGAAUCAGAUUGAGCGUACAAGGAUACUAAGCACGGUUUAUCGUUCUGCUUCGGCAUUGGGUUCUCGCCUUCCAUCCAUGGCCAGUGCGAAAGCUAAAGUUGCAGGAGCAGGGGCUAUUUUGCGGCCAGUUUCAAAUGGUACACAGGUUGUGAUGAAGAGAGCUCAGAGCAUGGCUCACGCGGCAUGGACAACACGCCCUUCUGCCCUUACUUUAUCUUCAUGGUCAUGCAUUGGACCCCGCCAUCGUAACACUGCUGCUCAUUCAAACACAGGUGAAGGAAGUUCCCCUCAUUCACCCUCCUCCAAAAUCGAAACUUCUCGACCUCUACUAUCACCCAUGAAGAAAACCGCAAAGAACUCCACUUCAGAUGACAUCGACGACAUUCCCAUAUCGACUUCAGGAGAUCAAUGGACUUCCGAAAUAGAAUGUUCCUGCACCGACGAACCUCCCCACCAUCACGAUGACAUCGAUGAUGAUGACAGCGAUACGCACGAAGACCAAAUAAAUGAAGUCGAGCUGUGGCAGCAGCUAGAGCACGAGCUCUAUGAAGGCGACGAGGAUGCUGACGUGGUGAACGAGAUUAGGGAGGAAGAAGCCGAAGCCAUCGCUGAGGUGGACGGGUUAGGUGAAGAAGCCUCUGCUACUCCACAGGCAAAGGAAGUUCAUAGAUUCUUCCCUGCUGGAAAGAUUAUGCACAUAGUUACGUUUCCUGUUGAGGACGAGACUAGUGAUGAUAGCGGGUCUUGCUCCCCUAGUUCAGAGGACGAGAGAAAGAAGACGGUAGCAAUGGAGACUAGGGUUGGGAUUUUUCUUACAGAGAGGUCGCUUUAUAGUAAAGUGAGAUUGUCGCAGACCAUGAUCAGCGAUCAUUUCAUGCCGGUGUAUAGGAGACAGAUAGAGAGGGUGAUACAAGAGCUUGAGAAGGAAGAAGUAGUUUCUGACCGUGAUGACAGUCAAAGUGAGGAAGCAUUGUUAUAG